Molecule: messenger RNA, 504 nt
Organism: Nanorana parkeri
Lineage: Eukaryota; Metazoa; Chordata; Amphibia; Anura; Dicroglossidae
Gene: FDX2
Product: ferredoxin 1 like
Exons: 5
Coding region: 1-447 (148 amino acids)
Biological process (GO): P450-containing electron transport chain; positive regulation of oxidoreductase activity
Cellular component (GO): mitochondrion
Molecular function (GO): 2 iron, 2 sulfur cluster binding
Source: RefSeq, a predicted model, not a curated record
AUGCCCAAUGUGGAGGAGGGGUGCAGAACCUUCCAGACUACAGCUGCUGCCCAAUCGGAAGACGCCGGUCUUGCAAUUGAGCCAUGUGAAGACACGGUGGACGUUGUCUUUAUAGAUCGGGCCGGCAAGCGCAUCCCUGUUAAAGGGAAGAUCGGGGAGAGUGUUCUGUACCUGGCACAUAGGUACGCCGUGGACUUGGAAGGGGCCUGUGAAUCUUCCCUCGCCUGUUCCACGUGUCACGUCUUCGUCAGCCCCGAGUUUUCUGAUCAACUUCCAGAGCCAGAUGAGAGGGAAGAGGAUAUGCUGGACAUGGCCCCGUUAUUACAGGAGAACUCCAGACUGGGAUGUCAAAUUAUUCUCACUAAAGAACUGAACGGAGCCGAGUUCACACUUCCUAAAAUCACCAGAAACUUUUAUGUGGAUGGACACGUUCCCAAACCCCACUGAGGACGGCCACGGGGAAUCCUAAUGGUUCACUCAUCAGCAUACGCACAAGAGGGAAGC